AUGGUCUCGUUCGCCCCCGUUACCCAGACCAAGCACGUCAUGGAAUCUCUGCGCCCCUUGAAGGGCAUUCUCAAGAAGAGAGCCCAGUCGAGCUUGGCCCCCAUCGAAUUUCGAGGCGGCCUCCAGAAUCAUCAUGCGGAGAAUCACCAUGCCUUUGACGACUAUCUGUACUACAUGCACAUCGCUUCGGUAUGGGACUGGUACUCCCGUUACCCACCCGUGGACGGCAGCAAGAAGGAUCGAGUCACGUUCAACGACCAUCGAACGGUCAAUGUGUUCCUCGUAGAUGGUCCGAUGGAGGAGUUCUCCGGCUACCCUCACCACGACCCGGACCACAUCCGUGUGUCCGAGCACGAAUACUCGGCGGAGGACCUGAAGAUGCUGGGCGGCGAGGAGGGCUGCCCCGAGCAGCUAUUCGAACAUUCAGAGACAAGCAGCGACACGUCCAGCGAGGGCGGUCCUGCCACUCCCCCACUCAGCCCCAUCAGCACCUUCGAUGUCGUCGACAUCCAGUUUGCUUCUCGCAGCUGGGAUGACAUGAUGGACGAAGACGCAGAGAUUGAGCUUGGGAUGCCCAUGGUGGCAAAGCCCAUGUCUACUACUACCCCGAAUAUCGCCAUCUUCGAUGGUCUUGGUGUCGGCAUCAAGGGACGACGAUGGGACGAGGACGAUGAAGACGACUUGCCCACCCUGCCUAUGACGGCAACGCCCCCGAAUGUCGACAUUUUUGAUGGCCGCGGCCUUAAUAUCAAGGGAACACGAUGGGACGAAGACGAUGAGGACGAGACGCCUCUGGUUGUCCCGUCGACGAUCAUCUCCGACGAUACCGCACCACAUAUUGCCAUCUUUGAUGGACUCGGCACUGGCAUCAAAGGCCGCCGAUGGGACGACGACGACGAAGAAGACGACCUCGUCGAUAUACCCUUUUAUACUACUGUCGCAGCGAUGGCAACGCAGUCUCAGCAGAACGUGGACGCUUGCGAUGGCUUGGGAACCCGCCUUAAGGGUCCAGCAGGGAUUGGAUUGGAUGAUAGGAAAGCCGUAUCGAAGGAGAAGCUAGAUCAAAGCCGCCCGCGCAUAGACGUAUGGGAUGGCAGGGGAACGUCCAUUCAGGGAAGAAGUUGGGCUGAUGACGAGGAUGAAGAAGAUUGA
Messenger RNA from Purpureocillium lilacinum, 1152 nucleotides. The record is from RefSeq and is a predicted model, not a curated record. NCBI's taxonomy places the organism in Eukaryota, Fungi, Ascomycota, Sordariomycetes, Hypocreales, Ophiocordycipitaceae.